Molecule: messenger RNA, 1170 nt
Organism: Megachile rotundata (alfalfa leafcutting bee)
Lineage: Eukaryota; Metazoa; Arthropoda; Insecta; Hymenoptera; Megachilidae
Gene: mtTFB1
Product: mitochondrial transcription factor B1
Biological process (GO): transcription initiation at mitochondrial promoter; rRNA methylation
Cellular component (GO): mitochondrial matrix
Molecular function (GO): rRNA (adenine-N6,N6-)-dimethyltransferase activity; mitochondrial transcription factor activity
Source: RefSeq, a predicted model, not a curated record
GAAUUGUAAACUAUACAAAUAAUUAUUAAUAAUAAAUAAAUUACAUUAAGUUUUUAUUUGUUAUAAAUAUAUAUAAAUAAGAACAUAGAAAUAUGACUGCUAUAAGAUUACCACCUCUUCCAUCCAUAAAAGAUGUAUUGAAAAUUUAUAAGUUGAGAGCAAUGAAACAACUUUCCCAAAACUUUUUAUUAAAUGAUAACUUAUCAGAUAAAAUAAUUAAAAAGUCUGGAAACCUUGCUGACUGUUACACGGUAGAAGUUGGUCCUGGGCCUGGUGGACUAACAAGAUCAAUUUUAAAACAGCAUCCAAAAAAAUUAAUUGUUAUAGAAAAGGAUACAAGAUUUAAACCUACAUUAGAAAUGUUGGUAGAUGCUUAUGCUGCAGUUAAUGGUGAAAUGGAAGUUAUUUAUGAUGAUAUCAUGAAGAUAGAUAUGAGUAAUCUUUUUCCUGAGACUGUUAAGGUAGCUUGGGAAGACAAAUCUCCUAAGAUCAGAUUAAUUGGCAAUUUGCCAUUUAAUGUAUCAACACCUCUGAUAAUAAAGUGGCUACAUGCAAUUUGUGAAAAAAGAGGUCCUUGGACAUAUGGAAGAACUAGAAUGACAUUGACAUUUCAAAAAGAAGUGGCUGAACGUAUAGUAGCUGAACCAAUGACUGAACAAAGAUGUAGAUUAUCUGUAAUGGCACAAGCUUGGACACGUCCAAUAUUACAUUUUAUUAUACCAGGCACUGCUUUUAUUCCUAAACCAAAAGUUGAUGUUGGUGUUGUAUCAUUUGCACCUAUGGUUAUACCACGUACACAACAUGAAUUUAAAAUUUUUGAAAAAGUAACACGACAAAUUUUUGGUUUUCGUCAAAAAUACUCUAUACGAGGGAUUGAGACAUUGUUUCCUCUGGAAUGUCGAGUUGAAUUAGGACGGAAAAUGUAUGAACUUAGUAAUUUGGAACCAAAAUUAAGACCAACACAACUUACAGUAGAAGAUAUCGAUAAACUUGUUACCGCAUAUAAAUAUUUACUAGAAAAACAUCCAGAAAUUAGGUCGUAUGAGUAUCGUUCUUCUCAACGAAUUGUACCACUAUCGAAAACAGCAGAUCUACAAGUUGAGGAUUGUAUGGAAUAUGCUCUAGAGGAAUUAGAAUGUACAAAUUAAGUAAUAAAUAAAGUAAAUUUCA